Messenger RNA from Panonychus citri (citrus red mite), 3059 nucleotides. RefSeq lists its product as uncharacterized. The transcript is spliced from 4 exons. The record is from RefSeq and is a predicted model, not a curated record. Gene Ontology annotation, cellular component: cytosol. Gene Ontology annotation, molecular function: sterol ester esterase activity; triacylglycerol lipase activity. Bases 196 to 2388 code for a protein of 730 amino acids. NCBI's taxonomy places the organism in Eukaryota, Metazoa, Arthropoda, Arachnida, Trombidiformes, Tetranychidae. Gene Ontology annotation, biological process: triglyceride catabolic process.
AAUCCGGUUGCUUGGAUUGAAAAGUGUUCUGAUUACGGUAACAUUAGUAAACAUCAUAAUUAACAUCACACAUCAACACAAUUGCUCAUUUUCUUGUUAUUUUCAAUCAAUUUCCAUCAAAUCGACUCUGACCAUUGUCCAGCUCAACCAUCACCCUCACUUGAUUCUCCAUCACCAAUCAACACCUCAAUCAAAAUGCCUCCCUUUUCAACGGCCUCAUCGCCACUUCCGUCAUCACUGUCUCUAUUUAUCCCUCCACCUAAUCCGGAUACAAGUUCAUACCUUAAUCCACCUUCAUCCGUUGAAAAUGUAUCAUCUUUAUCUUUAUCUUCAUCAUCAUCAUCAUCAUCAUCUCCAUCAUCAUCAACUGUACCCUCUCUUGUAAAUAAUUCAAUUGUUCACAAUGCUGAAAAAGCGUUCGCCCAAUUGUUUGACUCGAUGAAAGUUAAGGCCAUUUCCACCGAGACCAAAUUGUAUCGUAACAUUGAGCAACUUUACACUGGGGUCAUUCAAGUGGCCUCAUUUGCCCACGAAUAUAACUUUGAAUCGGUCAACGCCAACGGAUACUGGACAUUCAUUCGUAGUUGUACCAAACUGUGUACCAUGAUUAAAGGUCGUCUUAAAGAUCCAAGUGUCUAUGAGGAUCUUGAGAUUGCGACUUGCGGUUACCUGAGGCUAUUAAAUCACAUUUUAAAUUUCAGAGAGAUCACAAAAAACGGUCAAGUUGAUGAAAAUUUCAACAAUUUUUCAGAUGAUUCAAGUGUACAAUAUAUUGAUCAACAAUCAGUUAAUCAUAAGAAUAAUAAAAAUGAAUCAAACAUCACAAUCACGGAUGAAGGUGAGAAUACCCAAUCCAAUUUGAAGAUUGACCAAAUGACCACAACCACCGAUCUCAAUUCAGAGUGUUCAUAUUUUUAUCGACAAAGAUCACCUUCAAUCUCUUCAAAUAUUUUACCGUUAUUCGUCCCACCGACUGUCUACUCGGUCGACAUCCUCCGAGAAGCUUCAACCAAUCAAAAUCAACUUCAACGUCUAUUUACAACUUUCGGUGCUUUUUGGUUCUGUAAAUCGAUGAGAAUCUUUUUCGAGGUUUACAUGUUGGCCGUUGCCUUUUUCGGUGAAAUUUUCCCCUUCUCUUUGAAGAACCUUUGGUCUCGUGAUCAUCGAAUUGACCUUUUCACUAAAUGGACUCAAAGCCCAUCAAUUUCUUACCCUUUCGAUAUCUGGGAAAUUUUAGACUACAAAGUGGUCUGUAAAGGUAUCAUUCCUUUGAUCUUUUUAGGCCGAGGUAUUCAAACACGGAAUAUUCAAGUGGCCCCUCAAAGUACCUACGUUUACACUCGAGACGGUAAAGAUAUUGUGGUUAACCGUUCAGGUGACCCCAAAUUGACCCAAUCGGUUAAUGAAAAAUCGGUAAAAUGUCGACUCAUUUAUAAAUCAAAUCGUGACACUAGUAAAGGUCUCCUUUUAUUUCACUGUCAUGGCGGUGGGUUUAUUACCCAUUCACCUGAUUCUCAUGAAAAUUACCUUCGACAAUGGGCUUACGAUGUGCCCGACAUGACGAUAUUCUCGGUUGACUAUUCCUUGAAGCAACAAUUUCCAAUCGCUUUACAAGAAGUUCUUGACGCUUACCUUUGGGUUACCUCUGGUGACCCUGAGGUAGCUCAGCUGAUCGGAUUCCAGCCGAAAAAGAUUAUAUUCUGUGGUGACUCAGCUGGUGCUAAUUUAGCACUUUCACUUUUAUUCACUCUAAAUGACCUUUUAACUCGUGAUCCAAGUGACCUAAGGUUACAACUUCCAAGCGGAAUCUUUUCCAUAUACGGUGCAUUCCUCCUUUCACCGCUGGUCGGUCCAUCUCGAGUUAUGGGGGCAAUUGACCCUCUCCUAUCACCAGGAGUAUUAUUAACAUGUGGAGGUGUUUAUGGGAAUAUUGUUGACGAUCAAUUAGCUACUGAAGGAAAUAUAAGUUUACCCAAAUGGGAUCCAUGUGAAGGUGUCGCCGAAAAUGUCAAACGGCUCUUACUGGCCACAUACUCAAUGGUCAUCUCUAUGUCAUCAUCUCAAGUUCAACCUUGGUUCAUUUGUGACAAGCCGAGUUUCUCAAAAAAGUUACAAGCCCUCGCUGACCGGACCCACACCCCUUACGCCUCACCAAUGACCUACGAUAAGUUUGAUAGUUUGACCAAAAUACCGAUGAAAAUAUUGACCUCAGAGUUUUGUCCACUUCUCGAUGAAAGUAUUACAAUGGCUAAAUUAUGGAAAGGGCCAAUCGGUGUUGAUGUGAUGGAGGAUCUGCCCCAUGGUUUCCUUAACUUCACAAUGGUCAGUCCAGAGGCAAAUAAAGGAGCUCUAUUGUGUGGUCAACGUCUCAAAGAAAUGUUUGAAUAGGUUCAACUAAUUGUCUGGGACAGUUAAUCAACAAUUAAACUUUCCAUUCGGAAUAUUUUCCCUUCCUUAUCCUAAAUUAUAAUUGCUAAGCUUAAUUUUGAUUGUUAUCAGUGAUAACUUGACCACUUUAUAUAUAUAUAUAAUAUACACACUUGAUUAGUUAGUUAAUUGAUUAAUCUUAGCAAUAAUAAUUGUCCUAAUUAAUAAUAUACUUAGUAUAUUAUCAAUGUGAACAAUUUACUUGCUUCCAUCUGAUUCUCACUUGAUUCAAAUUAAUUGUACAAUUAAUUGUGCUCAUGUUGAAUCAUUGAUGAUGAAGAUUAAGAUGAUGACAUAUCAUAAUUAAUUGUAAAUAUUUUCUAUUGUUUUAUUUAUAUAUAUUAAUUAACUAUCUUUGUACAACAAUUAAGUCUAUUCCUAAUCCUCCCAUGUUUUGAUAUCCUUUGAGAAACUUUUUAAUGUUUAAUUAUUUUUAAUCAAAAACAAUUUGUCAUCAAAUUAUAACAAUUAAUCCGCAUCAAUACAUCAAACCCACUGACCACCAGGAAUUACAAAAAGUGAUGACCACAAUUGACAAUUUGUAUAAUCAACCCAAUGAAAACAAUUUAAAUUUUGUUUAAUUCACAAGAGAAAUGAAACAAUUAACAAUAAAGCAAAUUGCUUUUGAAAAA